CGCAGCAGCACAAACUAAACAACAAGCAAUACGGCAGGGCCAAAUAUGAGGCGCGCAGCCGUGUGGACGAGACAGCUUCAGGUUGGCCGCGUGCUGCGGGAGACGCAGCUGGAGGCGACCAUGGCAUCCAAGCUCAAGAAGGAGUUUAACACAGACCACGUGCAAGUCGUGGACCAGUCAGGCGGGUGCGGGUCUGCGUUCCGCGUCUCGGUUGAGUCCGAGGCGUUCCGAGGCCUGCCGACCAUCAAGCAGCACCGGCUCGUGCAGUCUGCCCUCAAGGAGGAGGUCGCCGGCAUGCACUCCAUCCAAGUCUUCACACGCGCCCCAGAGGACAAGAAAGCCGCAUAACCGCCGUCGCCAUCAAGUUGCCCCAACACUACCACCUCAGCUUAGGAUUCACAGCAGCGGCUGCGUGUGCAUGCAUGCGUGUGUGUGCAUGUGUGUGUGAGGGGGGGGGGGCAUGUGUGUUCAGCACACGCCUUGUUCAGCACACGCCUUGUUCAGC
Messenger RNA from Salpingoeca rosetta, 505 nucleotides. RefSeq lists its product as uncharacterized. NCBI's taxonomy places the organism in Eukaryota, Choanoflagellata, Craspedida, Salpingoecidae. The transcript is spliced from 3 exons. The record is from RefSeq and is a predicted model, not a curated record. Bases 46 to 348 code for a protein of 100 amino acids.